GCGCCAGAUCUAUUGCCCUUUGGUUGCAGCGUCACCAGCUGCCCAAAACACUCGGCCCGAUUGCUCCAGCCGCGUCGUCAACCUUUCUACAAGUGGCACGGUAAGCGCCACCGGCUCGCACUCGUCAACCUUCCGUCUUCUGCGCACCUUCUUCUUCGUCGACAAGAACGAUGGACCAGCAGCCAAAAGGUAUCCUCCUCUUCACCAACGACCAGCUCCAGGGGUCCCGGGCACCGUCGUACCACUCAGCACCAUCGUCCGACGGCCAGCGCGCGCGCCGCAUUGCGCCGCCUGCCGAGCCGCUCGGUGUCCGCACCAACUUCACCUCGGGGAAGGCGCUCACCGACUCGAUCCCGAUGACGUCGUAUGAAAACUACGACGACCCGAUCAUGGAAGAAGACAAGAACCUCCACGCUGCCGGCGACUUUGACGCGCGCUCCACGAGCACCUACGUCAACUCGAUCUACGUGCUCAUCGGCGCGGCGGUCGGCGCAGGUAUUGGCCUCGCGCUCACCAAGGCCGACAUCUCGCGGGACGUCCAGCAGUGGAUUCAGAUGCCUGGUGACCUCUUUGUCCGCGCACUCCGCUGUCUUGUCGUGCCCAUGGUGUUUGCGUCCAUGUCGGUCGUCAUUGCCGAAGUUGUCGUUUUGAAAAAGACGUCGAUUUUAUCGUGGCGCACCGGUGCCAUCUUCUUCUUCACGUCGUUCAUUGCGACCGUGCAAGGCCUCCUCCUCUCGACGGUCUAUCGUGGUAUCUUUGAGGGCGGCACCAACUCAACGUCGACGUCGGCGCUGCCGUCGCCGGUGCUCGCGUUUCGCUGCGCCAACGGUCUCUUCCUCAACCAGCAAACCAACGGCAGCCUCCUCUGCGACAAAAUGACCAACGACACGGCCACGACGCUCUUUACGACGGUCGAUAUCAACAACAUGCUGACGGUCAAGAGCACGAUCACGCAGCUCUCGCUCACGCAGCAGAUCAUCUCGAUCAUCGAGCUCACCGUGCCCGACAAUAUCUUUAACGCGCUCACGCAGGGCUCUCUCCUCUCGGUCAUCAUGUUUGCCUUGCCACUCGGGUAUGCGAUCGCCAAGUCGCACAACGGCCCCGCGACCGAGAACGGCCUCCUCAACGUAUUUCGGCAAACCCGCAACUCGCUCCUGAUUUUGAUCAACGCCGUCUUGAUGCUGACGCCGAUCGCGGUCGGUUUCCUCAUCUGCAGCGCCAUCAUCUCGUACCAAGCGAACGCGUCGGCCAUCUUUUCGCAGGCCGGGUACCUCAUUUUGAUGUUCCUCGCCGGUGUGUUUUGCCACGUCAUGCUCGUCAUGCCGCUCAUUCUCUUCCUCUUCACGCGCUGCAACCCGUACAACUACAUGCGCCAGCUCUUCCCUGCUUACGUCUUUGCCCAGCUCGGCGCGCCGCAGAUGGCCGUCCUCUUCUUUGUGAGUCUCCUCGGCUGCGUGGGCACGGCCCCGAUCCCGCAGGCCGGUCUCGCCAUGUUGAUGACGGUGUGGCGCACGACGCUGCCCAACGAGGACCUGCCCCACGCUUUCGUAUACGUCGUCGCGAUCGACUUUCUCAUCGAUCGCAUCAACACGAUGGUCAACAUCAACGGCAAUAUGAUCAUCACGCGCAUUCUCGCCGACCAGUUUGACGAGACGGUCGAGACGUGGGCAACCGAUAACAUGAAUUAACUCGACGGCUUAAAUCAUACGACACAAAUAUAUUAGUACAAUUU
Messenger RNA from Saprolegnia diclina VS20, 1732 nucleotides. RefSeq lists its product as hypothetical. The record is from RefSeq and is a predicted model, not a curated record. Gene Ontology annotation, cellular component: membrane. Gene Ontology annotation, molecular function: symporter activity. Lineage: Eukaryota; Oomycota; Saprolegniomycetes; Saprolegniales; Saprolegniaceae. Bases 171 to 1688 code for a protein of 505 amino acids. The transcript has 2 exons.